Molecule: messenger RNA, 339 nt
Organism: Diabrotica balteata
Lineage: Eukaryota; Metazoa; Arthropoda; Insecta; Coleoptera; Chrysomelidae
Source: the annotation of a GenBank genome assembly
AUGGUUCCACACAACGCAUCUGAUACGACUGAUGUUCCCAAGACAACAGACGAUCCCAAUACAAUGCCAUCCGAUACAACUGAUGUUCCCAAUACAACAGAUGAUUCCGAAAAAACAAAUCCAACGGGGGGGAGCCCCAAAACGACUGCGGCUAAUAAUCCUACACGCAUUGUCACAGACACGCCUACAGAUCAAUCUUCGGAGACGACACCCGCAGCAACAACUUUGGUGCCACCUUCUACGACUAGUUCAGGUUAUUCCCGAUUUGUCACUUCGAAGUACCUUCUUCCGUUACUAAUGAUAGUUAUUGCAUUGAAUAAUGAUCAGUUUAACCGAUAA